Messenger RNA from Silurus meridionalis, 1564 nucleotides. RefSeq names its product hematopoietic death receptor (gene hdr). Gene Ontology annotation, cellular component: plasma membrane; cell surface. The transcript is spliced from 10 exons. Lineage: Eukaryota; Metazoa; Chordata; Actinopteri; Siluriformes; Siluridae. Gene Ontology annotation, biological process: TRAIL-activated apoptotic signaling pathway; positive regulation of apoptotic process. Gene Ontology annotation, molecular function: protein binding. The coding region runs from base 136 to 1311 and encodes 391 amino acids. The record is from RefSeq and is a predicted model, not a curated record.
GUUAGGGAGAGAUAGAGAUAGAGAUAGAGAAAGAGAGAAAGAGAGAGAGAGGCGGAGUAAUCUGUGAACUUUUUUUAACGCAAUUUAACACCAUCUCUGGAGCUUCAUUCACAUUCUGACAGCUGGAGAAUCAUCAUGAGACACUUGAGCAACCUGUUCGUGAUAUUAUGGAGUUUGGUGGUGAGCUCAAAUGGGAUCCGAAUGGCGCGAGACGUGUGCAGGGACGACAUGGGGUACUCGUACAACGACAUCUGCUGCCUUAACUGUCCAGCUGGUACUUAUGUUAAAGAGCCAUGCAGCAGAAGAUUUGAGCGAGGCAUGUGUGAGCAGUGCGACUUUGACUUCUACACCGAGCAUGAUAAUGGGCUUUUCAAGUGUUUGGAGUGUACCAAGUGUCACUCAGAUCAAGAGCUUGUGGAGCAGUGCAGCAGUACAAGAAACACUCACUGUCAGUGUAAAGCAGGUUCCUUCUGUCCGCCAGAUCAACCCUGUGAGAUCUGCAAGACGUGCAGGAAAUGCAAAGAAGAUGAAGAGAUUGUGAAGAGCUGCACACCCCUUUCGAACACCAUCUGUCAAAAAAGAGGCUCCGUCUCUGCUACGACGUCGACAAAUACCCACGCAGUGAUCUCAAUUGUAUCCUUCAUCGUGAUCGUGAUCGUGAUCAUCUUGUUAUUCUGGUACUGGAGAAAAUCAGCUGGAGUGGCAUUGAAAGGAAAGUGGAAAAUGUGCAGAGAAAAUGGCAGCGAUUCGGUUGAGACGAGGCAUAAUAACCACAAUGAUGACCUGGAGAACGGAGAACACGAGUCCUGCCCCGUUCUCACAGUGGGUGAAAACAUGAUAGAUGAUGAGGAGGAUAAAGGGCUCGGCCCAAGCCUCCCCAACACUACAGCUUCAUCCCAAGCCAGCCUGUCUGUGUUUGCCCCUCAGAGCGAGUUUUGCCACAGCCACUCACUGCUUCAGCAGCUUAACACUCUGGAAAGUGAAAAAGUACGAAGGCUUGUUCCUUUAAAUGGAGAUGAUUCUCUGAGGAAGUGCUUCGACAUGUUCGGAGAUAUAGACGUGACCUUUCACAAGCGCUUCUUCAGGAUCCUAGGCGUGAGCGACAACUCCAUAAGGACGGUCGAGGGGUCUCACUUUUUACCAGAGGACAGGGUGUACGAGCUGCUGAAAGUGUGGAGGGAGAAAGAAGGCAUGAAGGCAGAUUUUAACACCCUCAUCCAGGCCCUGCUGAAUCUGGACCAAAAGCUGUCGGCAGAGUGCAUCAUCGCAAAAGCCAUCGAUGGACGCCACUUCAGAUACGAGGAAGACUGAACAAAUGCAUAAGAACCGCAUCCCAUUAUCGCUUAUGGAUUCCUGACGUUUGUUUUUUUCAUUCAAGCUCUAUUGGGAGAUCGAACUGAGUGUUAUUUAUUACUUUUUGUACAUUUAUUUAUUUAAAUAAUAUAUAUAAAAACACAUGAAUUCUGAAUAUCGGUGUUGGUUGUCUGAUAUUGAUAUUCAUCUGUUCUAUUUGCUUUUUUCUACUUUUGUAUUACGUAAUAGAAUUAAAUGCCUUGUUUGCUAA